AUGGCUGGUUUCGAUCUUCUCGCUGGAUCUCCCGAGCACACUGCUGCUGCUUACCAGGCUUUGAUCAAUGCUCCCCACAAUAUUCGAACGCACGCCAACGCUGCCGGAGGCAACGAGGAUCAAGCUAUUCUUUCCAGCUCUGUCUAUUGCCCGGGUAUUGCCCGGGAUACUCAUCAGAACAUGACCAACCAUCAGAAUGGGAGCAACAACUUCAACCACAGAUUGGUCAUGGAUCCUGCGAUUGAAGCGACUUUGCUCCAAAGCAUGGCCCGGAUUGAUCUCGCCCAUGCCCAUGCCAUUCGGACAGAUAGCCAUCGCACCAUCGUUGGAAGCGCCCACGUUCACCCUCGAGUUGGCUCAUCGUCCAGCCAUGGGUCUUCAAGCACCGAUCGGCUUUCCAUCUCGUCCGGCGCUCGCCAAGGUCCAGUCUGCUACAACGCCACCGGCUAUAAAGCUGGCGAGAAUACUGGAAUCGAUAAGGGCAAGGGCAGCGAAAAGACCAACUCCUCUCCACCCACUACUAUCUCUCCCGAUUCCACUUCUGCGAACGACGGCGGCUCCAACACCAUGUCUCAAGGCCAGAAGCUCAAUGCGCCAGAUGGAACUCCCGAGAAAGCCCCUGGCUGGGUUUUGCCUCGUUUUCGCGGCCAAGCCUUGCCUGUUCGAGAGCCCGUGAAUGCUGGUGCUCAAAACAACUUCCCAGGCGGCCCUCGUGCAAAUUUGGCUGGUCAGGUGCAGCCACAGUCGCGGCAAUCUGCCUCCGAGCCAAGUCGCAACCGGAUUUUCAUCCCUCAGCCAGGUGUUGGGAUGCCUUCAACCCACCGCAAUGGCACGAAGCCCAUGAACGGCCAAGCUCCAAUCGGCACAGGUCGUUGGGACCCUCACCCCCUGAGGGAGUUGCUCACUCCUCAAGCCACCUCUGUCUGGGCUCAGCAUGAGCCUCGACCUGCGGUUGCUCAGAAGGGCUUCCAAUCUUACGCUCCAGUCGGCGAGUUUCGGCCAAUGAACGCCGUCACUCGAACAUUCUUCCGCCCUGAGUGCGAUCCUCAGAAGGAUCUCAAGAUGGCCCAGGGUGUCUCGGCUAACUACAAGGGCGAUGCUUUGAACCCGCGCAACCUUUCGGAUGACAUUCCAGAGUGCAAGAAUGUCUCCUUCUUCUUGACCAACCUCCCAGCGGACGUCACCUACAGCCAGCUUCUGGGUCAAAUUCGCGGCAUGGGACGCGUCUGGGCCACUGUGAUCAAUCCUCCAGAUGGUCAUGAGCAUUUCACCUCGGCCGCCAAGUUGGUGUUCUUCGAGCUGUCCGCGGCUCAGCGCUUCUACGCUCACUGUAGAAACCCGGCCCGUCGUCUCAUCAUCAGUAGCUACGCCGUCAAGAUUGUUCGCAACCGGGUUCGAAAGGCUGAGGAGGAUGUCGGCGGCUACCACUCUCGUGUUCUCAUCGUUACCGGCGAGUUGUCCUUUGUCAAUAAGGACACUCUGCUGCGUUACUUCCGCAUGAAGCUCGAUUUCGACACCGAGGAUGUCAUCGCCCAUGUUCAAGACCCUCAGACUGGAAUGGGAGAGCUUGAAAUCCGGUUCGCCUGCUAUCGAAACCAGUCCGAGUCUGCUCGUCAAGCGCUGAGUAAGGAGUAUCCUCCCGGUGCCACCCUUCCUGAUGGCAGAAUGUCUCCAAUUUGGGAGCUCAGAUACGGCGUCGACCCUUGCUCAGUCUGA
Molecule: messenger RNA, 1716 nt
Organism: Colletotrichum scovillei
Lineage: Eukaryota; Fungi; Ascomycota; Sordariomycetes; Glomerellales; Glomerellaceae
Exons: 1
Coding region: 1-1716 (571 amino acids)
Source: RefSeq, a predicted model, not a curated record